Messenger RNA from Triplophysa dalaica, 1502 nucleotides. Its product is annotated as Mediator of RNA polymerase II transcription subunit 30-like. The coding region runs from base 427 to 1008 and encodes 193 amino acids. Gene Ontology annotation, cellular component: mediator complex. Gene Ontology annotation, molecular function: transcription coregulator activity. Gene Ontology annotation, biological process: positive regulation of DNA-templated transcription. The transcript is spliced from 5 exons. Lineage: Eukaryota; Metazoa; Chordata; Actinopteri; Cypriniformes; Nemacheilidae. The record is from RefSeq and is a predicted model, not a curated record.
UACAUUGGAAUUUAAACGACGACCGUGGCGUUGCUAGAGCAACCACGCCACAAAAAUUCAAACGUCAAAUUAAUACAGCGUGAAUUCAGGAGAACGGGAACGUUUUGGCAUUGUCCCAAUUUGCCUGAAUAAACUCUAUACAUUAAUGUAUAGAAUUAAAGUACUAAAUUAUUUGAAAAAUAUCAAGUGACACGUGCGGAGGUUAGUCAAUAUUUGAUCCAACGCAUACUAAAAAAUGUGAGAUUUAUUUCGGAGCCACAAACUUGGAAAAGGAAACACAGGAAAUGACGAAAGAAGUGAUGGAUAAUGGACCUCUGUUUGAAACAGAAAGCGAGCGGGGUGGAGAAGUAUCGUGAUUUAGACGUGUUUACUGUUUUCUUCUGGAAUACAGCUACUUAAAGGCCAGGAGCAACAUCAUUAAGCACAAUGUCUGCUACGAUCCCUCAAAAGGGACUGGGUCCAGGUAUGCCAGCAAUCCCCACUCAGCAGCAACAAGUGCAGGGACACAUGGCUUCUGGGUUAGGACCUGCCCAGCCUGGCAUGCCUCCACAAGGUGCCCUGCGUGAAAUCUCUCCAGUUUAUUUGUGUCGCAUUGGUCAGGAGACUGUCCAAGACAUCGUCACACGAACAAUGGAAAUCUUCCAGAUCACACGGGCAACUCAGCUACCCAAUGGCGUGACACAAAGCCAGGCAUCGUAUCAGGACCGCUUUGGAAAGCUGCAAGAGCAUCUGCGGCAACUUGCGCUUCUCUUCCGUAAGCUACGUCUGCUGUAUGAGCGCUGUGUAGAGAUGACAACUGAUCUGCAGGAAACUCCAACAGAACUGGUUCCUUAUGUAGGGGAGGAGACGGCACCUGUGAGGGUAGAGCCAUGUAGUCCAGCGGUUAUCCAGGAAAGACAAGAAGUUCUAGAGAAAGUGAGGCAGAAAAACCAAGAGAUGAAAGCGCUAAUGGACCAAAUGAGGAACUUACUCUGGGACGUCAACGCCAUGCUCACAAUGAGGAAAUGAGAACGCUCCUUAUCACACUUCUGCCCAGCUUGUCAAACCACAUCCCACAACUUUCUAAGCAAUUCGGGUGCUCUUAUGAAUAUAGCUGUGUGUCUUUCAUCUAUUGAUUGUGAUAAUGUCACAUUUUAUCUUGACAAACAAGAUAAGACUUCUUAUUUACAGUAUUUAUCCACAAUGCUCUGAUUUGCAGCUGUGUAUCAAAGCACUGAAUUAGGAUGAGUUUUAGCAAACUGCAAGUAAUGUAAAAGGUCACACUUUGACCUAGAGAUACUUUUUUGCUUGAUAUUUUUGUUGCGUGUCACAACUUGUGGUUCUCGGUUAGAGUGUGUCAUUGUGGAAAUGACUGUAACUGUAGAUCUGAGCUCUGGAUUACUCUCUAUCCCUUAAUAAUACUCAAAUGAACUGUUGGUUUUAUAUGGAAAAGUUUCUUUUGUUGCUUGGACUCAAUGAAUUUAAAAACGGUUUUAUACAAAAUAAAAAAGAAAUGACUUCCU